AUGAUCGUCAACGCAUCUUCUCUCAUGAAAGACCUUAUGCAAGGUGGAUUACGGAACGGCGUGAUCAGGGCAGGUAUCCUUGAGGCCGAAGCGAAAAAACUCUUGCUUUCCACCCCGGAAAAGAUCCAGGCGACCAAGGUCGACGACGAGGCCUCGAAUCUCGCUGACCACGUGCGCUCAUUGUUUGACAUGCUUCGCAAUUACGUGAAAGAGACAGCAUCGGGUAAUCAUCGGAAGACUGGUUCUUUCAGGAGGAAGCUGAACGGCGCCGACGUGAUGGUCAUGUCCAGCUUGUCAGCCGAGAUGCGCUUGUCCGACGCCGACAAUGGCGGCUCUCCGAUAUCCAUCCAGUCGACGCCGAAGAAGCUUGAGGUGUUCGCCAAGCUCACGAAGGGUGUGAUUGAUUCUCGUGGUUCCCCAGCAUUGCCGCCAAGCGGAACGCCCUCGUUCAUUCCGACCCCAGCUGCUGUUCUCAUUGGACCAAGGACCACCAAGCGGAAGGACCUAGCCCUUGAGGCUAGGGAUGGCGGCGCGAAGCCUUUCUCCCACGCGGCCGCCGCCACCACGCCGCGGAAGCGCCUGAGGGUGAAAUCCACGCCCGCCCCGAAGACCGGCCAGGCAGGCGCCAGCGGAGAGAGCGCAACCCCCCGCAGUGGAGAAAAGACAGCACCACCCAUGGCCAAGGCCAAGGCCGCGAGCACCGCCGCCGCAUGUGCCUCAGGCGAGAAGCUCCAUCGUGCGACCUGCUGCGGGCCCACCGAGGGUUUGGUCCCCAGGUACGAGGUCUGCGCGAAGGACUAUGUAUCGAACAAGAGAGUUUUCGUCAUGAGCAUCACUGUCAAGGCCUCCCCCAUUGCUGGCUUCGUUGCCCAGAGUGUGACCGACCGCAUCAACGACACGCAGUGCACCAAGGCUACAGCUCUGCAGUACCGCGAUUCUUUGCUGAAUGCUUGA
Prorocentrum cordatum is the source of this 954-nucleotide messenger RNA. Lineage: Eukaryota; Dinophyceae; Prorocentrales; Prorocentraceae. The record is from the annotation of a GenBank genome assembly.